Mustela erminea (ermine) is the source of this 1627-nucleotide messenger RNA. RefSeq names its product FKBP prolyl isomerase 6 (gene FKBP6). The record is from RefSeq and is a predicted model, not a curated record. The transcript has 9 exons. Gene Ontology annotation, molecular function: peptidyl-prolyl cis-trans isomerase activity; protein binding. NCBI's taxonomy places the organism in Eukaryota, Metazoa, Chordata, Mammalia, Carnivora, Mustelidae. Bases 167 to 1150 code for a protein of 327 amino acids.
GUCCCCGCCACGUGCUCAGGUGAACCUCUGCAGGCCCCACGGCCGUUGGUGACCGUUGGCACAAAGCGAGCCUCGUGAGACGGGCUGGUAUAAAGGGGUGGCUGGGCCACCGCCGGGGAGAGGGCGCGGGGGUUGAGGGCUCGUGCCCUCGGCUGGCCACGUGACGAUGGGGGGGAGCGCGCGGAACCCUGGAGUCCUGCGCGGGGACCAGGCAUCUGACCAGUCUGCGUACCAGAGAUUAAGUCGGAGGAUGCUGGACAUUUCCGGGGACCGGGGCGUGCUGAAGGACGUCAUCCGAGAGGGUGCGGGAGAGCUGGUGACCCCCGAUGCUUCUGUGCUAGUGAAAUAUUCUGGAUAUCUGGAGCAUAUGGACAAGCCUUUUGAUUCUAAUUGCUUUAGGAAAACUCCCCGGUUGAUGAAACUUGGAGAGGAUAUUACACUCUGGGGCAUGGAGCUGGGCCUUCUGAGCAUGCGAAGAGGCGAGCUGGCCAGGUUUCUGUUCAAACCAACCUAUGCCUAUGGAACCAUGGGCUGCCCUCCCUUGAUCCCCCCAAACACCACUGUCCUGUUUGAGAUCGAGCUGCUUGACUUCCUGGACUCUGCAGAGUCAGACAAGUUUUGUGCCCUUUCAGCUGAGCAACAAGAUGAGUUUCCACUUCAGAAGGUCUUAAAAGUGGCAGCUACUGAGCGGGAGUUUGGCAACUACCUUUUCCGCCAGAAUCGGUUCUAUGAUGCCAAAGUGAGGUACAAGCGGGCCUUGCUGCUUCUCCACCGACGAUCAGCACCCCCCAGAGAGCAGCACCUGGUGGCAGCAGCCAAGCUUCUGGUUCUCCUUAACCUGUCCUUAACGUACCUGAAGCUGGAGCGGCCUACCACGGCCUUGCGCUAUGGAGAACAAGCUCUGAUCCUUGACCAGAAGAAUGCUAAGGCCCUCUUCCGGUGUGGACAGGCCUGUCUUCUCAUGACCGAGUAUCAGAAGGCCCGGGAUUUUCUAGUCCGAGCCCAGAAGGAACAGCCCUUCAAUCACGAUAUCAACAAUGAGCUGAAGAAACUGGCCAGCUCUUACAAGGACUACACAGAUAAAGAGAAAGAGAUGUGUCACCGAAUGUUUGCUCCUGACGAUAAUGGCUCUACAGUAGGAGAGACUUAAAGAUUCUUCAAGCAACCUGCGGACGGGAGUGGCCAGGCUGCUGGAGCUCUCCAUCGACAGGACUAGGGGGCUUUCUGGAAUGAACUCCUUCCUCGGCACACACCGUGUGGCAGGGACGCGCUUGGAAGUCGGGGCUGGGAUUCCACAGCCCUGGGCCAUUGCCUCAUCUCUGACGCUGCCGAAGUGUGUUUUCACAGGUGCUGUUUUCUGUUUCACGUUUUCAUACACAGAGUAGGGGAAAGAGUAGCUACCGAUGAGUAGAAAAAUGCUAUUUUUUUAAAAAGGCAGUUUCUUGUUUUGUUUUUUCAAUGGACUCAGUCCUUGGCUUUUUCCCGGUCCCAGCCCCCCUUCCGGCUGGUAAUGUCCCUGGGUAAAUACAAAGAGAGAUCGCUUUGUGUGUUUUAUACGGUUUUCUGUUUUAGAGAGAGAAUUAUGUUACAUGCGUUAUUGUUGUAAAUAAAUAAAACCUUUCUCUGU